UUGAACAAAACCUGAAAAUAAAAAUUGAAGCGCUGCCCCGCCCCCUCAUGACGUCUUGGUGGUAGGGCCCUCAUACGUCAUCAACUGAAACCAACAUGGCGGCCGUCAUGCUGAGCUCAGGAAGGAACCUUCUGCAGGCCCGGUUCCCCAGGCCGCCGGUCCGGUCCGAAUCGGCCCGUCCGUCCGGUUCUUCGCUCCGUCCGAGGCCCAUGCUGCCGGCGGGAAGCUUCAGAGAUCGGCUGGCCUUCAUCACUGGAGGCGGCACCGGUCUGGGCCGGGCCAUGACCCUGGUUCUGUCCCAGCUUGGAGCCCGCUGCGUCAUCGCCAGCAGGAACCUGGACGUCCUGCAGGAGACAGCUGGCGAGAUCAGCAGCCAGACCGGGAACCAGGUCCACGCCCUCCAGUGCGACGUCAGAGACCCUCAGGCCGUGGCGCGCUGCGUGGACCAGAUGGUGGCGCUAAGCGGACUUCCUGAUGUGAUCAUCAACAACGCCGCAGGCAAUUUCAUCUGUCCGACGGAGCGGCUGACGCCCAGCUGGCGCAGCGUCACCGACAUCGUCCUGAACGGGACGGCGUUCGUCACGCUGGAGCUGGGCAAGAGGCUGAUCCGGGCCCAGAAAGGCGCCUCGUUCCUCGCCAUCACCACCGUCUACGCUGAGUCCGGUUCUGGGUUCGUGGUUCCGAGUGCGGCGGCGAAGGCCGGCGUCGAGGCGCUGUACAAGUCUCUGGCUGCAGAGUGGGGGCGCUAUGGACACAGGUUCAACGUCAUCCAGCCUGGACCAAUCAGGACCAAGGGAGCCUUCCGUCUGGACCCAACUGGAAGUUUUGAGAUGUCGAUGAUCGAUCGGAUUCCGACGGGUCGGCUCGAACCAGCCGAGCUCGCCAACCUGGCAGCGUACCUGAGCAGCGACUUCGCCAGCUGGAUGUCUGGAGCUGUGAUCCGUUUCGAUGGCGGCGAAUUCGUGUCGAUGGCGGGAGAAUUUAACGAGCUGCGCAAGGUGACUCCAGAUCAGUGGGACACUUUGGAGGCCAUGAUCAGAGGUACAAAGGGUCGUAAUGCUGACAGCUGAUUGGACCACAGAGGCCCCGCCUCUGCUGAUAUCUCUACAUCUGAUUGGUUAAUAAUUGUACCUAAUGCGGUACAUUAUCUGCUUCUUUGAUAAUAAAAUAUGAAAUCAGAA
Poeciliopsis prolifica (blackstripe livebearer) is the source of this 1181-nucleotide messenger RNA. RefSeq names its product 2,4-dienoyl-CoA reductase [(3E)-enoyl-CoA-producing], mitochondrial-like. Gene Ontology annotation, cellular component: mitochondrion. The record is from RefSeq and is a predicted model, not a curated record. Gene Ontology annotation, molecular function: 2,4-dienoyl-CoA reductase (NADPH) activity. Gene Ontology annotation, biological process: fatty acid beta-oxidation. Lineage: Eukaryota; Metazoa; Chordata; Actinopteri; Cyprinodontiformes; Poeciliidae.